Vicugna pacos (alpaca) is the source of this 10325-nucleotide messenger RNA. NCBI's taxonomy places the organism in Eukaryota, Metazoa, Chordata, Mammalia, Artiodactyla, Camelidae. The record is from RefSeq and is a predicted model, not a curated record.
UCCUCCCCGCCAGGCGGCUGCCGUUGUCCGAACACGCUGGCGCGGGGUGCCGGGGACCCUGGCCCGCUCGGGCAGCAACCGCAGCUCGGGAGCGGGGCUGCCAGCCCUGCGCCUGAGCGGCGGACUCGCCCGGGAGCCUCGGGCAGCGGGCGGGGCGCCGUGUGCGGUGGCGCGCAGGGAGGCGGCCCGGCGUGUGCAGAGCGGUCCGGACUGAAGACUGUGUGUGUGCGUGCGCGCGGGUGUACGUGUCUUUGCGCGUGUUUUUCCUUCUUCCCUCGAGGAUGUGAAUGGCUUCGCAGCUGGCUGCUCCCUUAGGAUUCUAGACUUUGUGGAGCUCUGGGUUGUGAGCACAACCCACCCAUAUAAUCUAUUUUGCACGGUCGGUUUGUAUCAGGAGAAAAAAGCGCAACUGGACGGGGGUGGGGCAGAUCAACGAAACCUGGAAAUACAAACAUGCACACACAACACUCACAAGAGAGAGGAAGAAUGAAAGAUCUGGGAAGCUUUUCAUAACCUUCCUGCUGGCCCUUCCUUUUUCCGGAAAUAUUCUGGAUCUUUUCAACCUUUUGAAGUCAUCUUGGCUUUUUUUUUUUAUAAGCCACUCUCCUACUAGCUGUGUAUGUGUGUGUGUGUGUGCGCGCGCGCGCUUAUCUGAUGCAUUUGACUGUCUUUUAUCAAACUGCCCAGAAGCAAAUGUGUUAACUCAGCGGUGUCCCUCUAUGCCCGGGUUCUCGAAGAGCGCGGAGGACGCCCAGACCGGUUUUCCCGGUUGGAUUCGGAAGGGCUGCUCAACUGUGGACCCUUUUGUGUGGAUCACUUUACCCGGAGGCUUGGAAAGCGCCAGUAUUAACCUGCUUUCAGGUACAUCACAAGGUCAUCAGAGGGUCUUGCAGCUGUCUUGUUUCUGUGCAUCCAGACCUUCCUGUCUUGGCCAAAAGGAUAUUUACGUUUUGGUCCACAUAAUUUGACGCCCAAACUUAAGCCUUUCGAGCUGGUUUCUGCACAAACAAGGUUAACAAGGAUUGCCUUUCAAACUGCUUAACAAAAUCCCCGACUCUUCGACUCUUCCUCAGUCCGUUCCUGGCUCUCUCCUCCCCAUCAAAAUGUCACCAGCUCUUUAAAUUACGUGGAUUUGGGUUGGAGGAGAACUUGAAGGAAACGUGAUCAAACGGCUAUGCCAGACCACUCUCUUCGCUGCCUGUGGUCCGGUGAGCAUCGAAGCCAAUCGUGAGAAGAACCAGUCCCCUCCUUGCUUUUCUUUCCCGUGCUGUUACUGGGUGUGAGUGUGCAAGUGUGAAUGCGAGUGCGCGCGCGCCUGGGUGCGAGUGUGUGAGUGUGUUUGAGUGCGUGUGCCUGUGUGUGCGUGCGCGGCCGCCCUGCCUCUGCCCGCUCCCUGGGUGCAGAAACGCGGGUUUCAUGGGGCAAUCGCCGCGGAUCCCCCACCCAGCGCGACCUGCGGGCAGCGGCGGCAGUGGCAGGAGCCGCCUUCCGGACUCCCUAGGAUGCGGGUGCUGAGCUAUGGCAAAGGGCAGCGAAGUGACGAGCGAGACCCGCGUACGACUGUGAAAGCCACCUGGAGCCACCUUGCCGGGAUUGUACCUGCGGGCAGAAAGUCCUCCUACGACCGUCUUUCCUAUCGAGGCACCAGAGUCCCUGUAACCAUUCUGCCAGGUGUUGGGAAGAUAUGCAGUAGCUGAGCAUCCUUACUUCUGACCCCAUCCUCAAUAUCAACUUUGGAGAUGGUUUCACCCUGUCGGUCUUCUGCAGCAGCCGGGCAGAGUGCUGACUCCUUCUCAGCGGUGAGGAACUCUUCAGGCUCCAGAAGCUCUUAAAUCUGAUCUACAAUGGAAAAAUUUCUUUUUUAUCUGUUUUUCAUUGGCAUAGCAGUGAAAGCUCAGAUCUGUCCAAAGCGUUGUGUCUGUCAGAUUCUGUCUCCUAAUCUUGCAACCCUUUGUGCCAAGAAAGGGCUUUUAUUUGUUCCACCAAACAUUGACAGAAGAACUGUGGAACUGCGUUUGGCAGACAAUUUUGUUACAAACAUUAAAAGGAAAGAUUUUGCCAAUAUGACCAGCCUGGUGGACCUGACUCUAUCCAGGAAUACAAUAAGUUUUAUUACACCUCAUGCUUUUGCUGACUUACGGAAUUUGAGGGCAUUGCAUUUGAAUAGCAACAGAUUGACUAAAAUUACAAAUGAUAUGUUCAGCGGGCUUUCCAAUCUCCAUCAUUUGAUAUUGAACAACAAUCAGCUGACUCUCAUUUCUUCUACAGCAUUUGAUGAUGUCUUUGCCCUUGAGGAGCUGGAUCUGUCCUAUAAUAAUUUAGAAACAAUUCCUUGGGAUGCUGUUGAGAAGAUGGUUAGCUUGCACACCCUUAGUUUGGACCACAAUAUGAUUGAUAACAUCCCUAAGGGGACUUUCUCGCACUUACACAAGAUGACUCGGCUAGAUGUAACAUCAAAUAAAUUGCAGAAACUACCACCUGACCCUCUCUUUCAGCGAGCUCAGGUACUCGCAACCUCAGGAAUCAUAAGCCCAUCAACUUUUGCAUUGAGUUUUGGUGGAAACCCUUUGCAUUGCAAUUGUGAAUUGUUGUGGUUGAGGCGUCUGUCCAGAGAGGAUGACCUGGAGACCUGUGCUUCUCCAGCACUUUUAACUGGCCGCUAUUUCUGGUCCAUUCCUGAGGAAGAGUUUUUGUGUGAGCCUCCUCUCAUUACUCGGCAUACACAUGAGAUGAGAGUCCUGGAGGGUCAGAGGGCAACCCUGAGGUGCAAAGCCAGGGGAGACCCUGAACCUGCAAUUCACUGGAUUUCUCCUGAAGGGAAGCUUAUUUCAAACGCAACAAGAUCUCUGGUGUAUGAUAAUGGAACACUUGACAUUCUUAUAACAACUGUAAAGGAUACAGGUGCUUUUACCUGCAUUGCUUCCAAUCCUGCUGGGGAAGCAACUCAAACAGUGGAUCUGCAUAUAAUUAAGCUCCCUCACUUACUAAACAGUACGAACCAUAUCCAUGAGCCUGAUCCUGGUUCUUCAGAUAUCUCAACUUCUACGAAGUCAGGUUCUAAUGCAAGCAGCAGUAAUGGUGAUACUAAGAUGAGUCAAGAUAAAAUUGUGGUGACAGAAGCAACGUCGUCUACAGCACUACUUAAAUUUAAUUUUCAAAGAAACAUCCCUGGAAUACGAAUGUUUCAGAUCCAGUACAAUGGUACUUAUGAUGACACCCUUGUUUACAGAAUGAUACCUCCUACGAGCAAAACUUUUCUUGUCAAUAACCUGGCUGCUGGAACUACGUAUGACUUGUGUGUCCUGGCAAUAUAUGACGAUGGCAUUACUUCCCUCACUGCCACAAGAGUCGUGGGUUGCAUCCAGUUUACUACAGAGCAGGAUUAUGUGCGAUGCCAUUUCAUGCAGUCCCAGUUUUUGGGAGGCACCAUGAUUAUUAUUAUUGGUGGAAUCAUCGUAGCAUCUGUACUGGUUUUCAUCAUCAUUCUAAUGAUCCGGUAUAAGGUUUGUAACAAUAAUGGGCAACACAAGGUGACCAAGGUCAGCAACGUCUACUCUCAAACUAACGGGGCUCAGAUACAAGGCUGCAGCGUGGCGCUGCCCCAGUCCAUGUCCAAACAAGCCGUGGGACACGAAGAGAAUGCCCAGUGUUGUAAAGUUGCCCAAGACAAUGUGAUACAAUCUUCGGAAACUUGUCCAAGUCAGGACUCCUCUACCACUACCUCCGCUUUGCCUCCUACCUGGACUUCAAGCACUUCUGUGUCCCAGAAGCAGAAAAGAAAGACUGGCAUGAAGCCAAGUACCGAACCACAGAGUGAAGGUGUCAUAAAUGUUGAGUCCCAAAACACUAACAGGAACAACUCCACUGCCUUGCAGUUAGCUAGUCGACCUCCUGAUUCUGGCACAGAGGGUCCCACAUCUAAAAGAGCACAUUCAAAGCCAAGUAAGUUUCUCACUUUGCCUGCCGAGAGAUCCCGAGCAAGGCACAGGUACUCCCUGAACGGAGAAUUAAAGGAAUACUAUUGUUAUAUUAACUCACCGAACACAUGUGGACUGUUUUCUAAAAGGAGCAUGUCUAUGAAUGCGAUGUUAAUUCAGCCCCACAGUUCUGAUGGGUGUAGUGGAAAAGCAACUCUUUCAAAUUCCGAGUGGAUGUUGGAAAGCACUGUGUAACCUAUGAUUACUUUUUAAUGAAAAAAUUAUUUUGAGAACUCACAUAGGAAAUUGGAAUUUGAAAUCCCAGUCUUGUCUCUCUGAUGUAUGGCUCUAGAGCCACGGUGUAUAAAACCUCUAGGGUACAGUUACUUCAUAUAUGUACAUGCAUAUAUGAAGGUGAUAUACCUAUGUAUGUAUAUAUCAAAUGGUUUAGGGAAAAAAGCAUGACAGCAGUGCCUUCCCUUAUUCUGAGACCGGCUUCCAGGUUCUGCAGUAGCAGAUCACAAAGUGAAAGUUAUCAUGAAAAAAAAAAAAAGGCUUGCAUAAAUAAUGAUAUCUCCUCCAGUCUUUCAAAAUACCACCUAUGGAUGAUUGGUAUUUUUCAAUGAAUAGAUUGUAUAUUUUCUUUCAAUAUCAGCGGCAUUUGUUUUUAGGCAGAUAUUUUAGAGAAUAGCUCUGUGUCAUUAUGUUAUUUAAAAUUAAAUAUUCAAAUACGUCUACCUAGGCAGGGUUAAAAUAUGCCCCCUUCUAAACAACAGUCUUGGUUCAGGUGCCUUAUGGUUCUAUGAUGUUUCUCAUCCAUGGCACAGAUUUGUCAGUGGGAAGCAGAAGAAAAUGCAAUUGAUUUUUUAUUUAUCAAGAAAAGCCAAUUCAGCUUUAAGUCACAGGCCAGUUUUAAGUCACAUGUGUCUGCCUGGGCAUAUGAAGAUGUUUUCAUUCAUUCAACACAUGUUUGCUGAAUGAAUGAGCUUUAUAUUUUUCUUAAUGCAAGUUAAAUAGAGAGACAAAAAUACAAAACUGCCUUUAUCAAAGGGGUAUUUAUUUUUAUCACCAAGUAAAAUAAAAAUCUUCUAAUGGCAUUCUUAUUACAUUUAUAAGCAAUAUAAAGUCAUUGCUCAUUAACCAGAUAGUUUCGUUUUUCCCUCCUGUGCUGUAAUUCUGAAUCUGAAUGCUUCUCUCUUAGAGUAAAUAUAUUUAUUAUUUGAACCAAAUCUUGUGAUGAAAUUUAAUUAGAAAUUAUACAACUUAGUGGGAAUACAUCAUUUUAAAAAGGAUUUUUAAUUUAAUCUGACAAUAAUAUUUCUCCCUGAUAGUAUGGCAUUCUUGGACAGUCACUGAAAUCAAGAUCUGUAGACAAAUGUUCUCUCUACUCCUUGAAAUUUUUAAAAUAUUAUAUGCUAAAUUGAUGGUGUUUUAUUAAAGAUCAGUAAAUGGGGGUUUGGGUAUUUUUUUUUUCGAGAGUAGGGCUCAUGUGGGAACCUUGCACAAAAAAUAUUAGCCAUAAUAUAGUAAGAUGUGUACUUUGUGUAAAGUACUCCCUGGGAGUAAGUUAAACCCACAGUAAAAGUUCAUUAACUCUUUCAGAUUACUUGAGAUACCAUUUAAAAUACAGGUGAGGAGUGUCAGUCAUUAGUUUAAUUUCCUCUUGCUGGAUGCAUUUGUAACAUUUUCAGUCAAUUUUAACUCAACAGAGGCACAUCUUAUGCAUGAUGUAUUGUGAUUAGACACUCAAAAGUAGCUUAGAUUAAAGCCCAGUUAGAGAUUACUUUCUGAGCCAGUCUUGAAAAAACCUGUCUAAUGGGCUUUCAACACCUUGGGUGUUUCCUACAUGCCUUCUCUGCCCCGCUUCUCUUCCUGAAGUUUGCCUUUCACGUCUCUAAAAUCUAAUCAGCCUUUGUGGGUCAGGUAUAUAGUUCUUGUGAAGAAUAAAUGAGGUCACGUGUGUAGUGGUAUUUUGUAAAACCAAAACAUUACUCAAAGUGAAGUGUAUUCUCAACACUCAUUCUGUAAUAAUGGUCUAACCCCCAACUAAAUAUUUUUAAUUAACACUAAUUAAUUAAUUCUUCAUCAAGUGCUGAUUGACAAAAGCAUAUUACUUGUCCCCUUCUUAGGUUUUUACCUGCAUAGCAUUGAACAAUCCUGAAUACAUAAAAGUUUUCAAGAAUUAAAGACAUGACUCCCCAAACAAAGAGUCUCUGGCAUUAUGAAGGCUGUGGUCAGGGGGGCCCCAGAAUCACACAGAACAGGCAGCAGCUUGGUGUGUCACCUCCAAGCUACUGAUUAACUUAUUUUCUGUUUUCCAAUUGCCUAUAUUUUUUAAGGUCAAUUUCCUGCUUGUGUUUCUAAUGAAAGUUCAGCUAAAUAUCUUUUAUUUCUCAUAAACAUUUAGAACUCUGUAAUACCUAAUCUUCUGAAAUUUAUUCUGUUUAGCUAAAGCCAUUGAAACCGUUUAAACGAUUGUUAUUACAUUUACAAGAUUAUUUUUAGGGUGAAUUAAUCAAAUGCUUGAACUCUUGUUCUGGAAGUGAUAUGAAGGCCUGUGUUCCUAUCUUGCAAGAAGUUUAUGUUUGAACAAAAGAUUUGAACAAAAGAUUGGCCUAUCAAGAGUGUCAAAUGUUAUUUGGUUUUGUUUAUAAGUAUAUGAACUAUGUUUUUCUCAGGGCAGUUUGAGUGUGAAGUGACUGAAAGAUAAGUCUAUGGGAAGGUUGGGGCUGAUUAAAGGCACUUGGUGUAAUACCCAAAACGCGGUAGUUACUCAGAUGAAUGAAUGUGCAAGUGAAUAGAUGACUAACUCCUUGAAUGGAGCAAGGGAAGAAGGUGCAAUAAUAAGAAUUUUGAUUAAUUAAGACAAUAGAGAUUUGUGAUCCAAGUAUUAUAUUACUAUAAGCAAGGAAUUCUGUCCCUCCUUUUGCUUUUCUUUCUGCCGUUUCUUACAUUCCUUAUUUAACCAGCUACAUACGUGUGGUCCAAAGCAUAUGGUUUUGCUGUUUGUUGCUGCUGACAGUGUAUAGGUUGUAGAUGUUGUUUUGGCUUCCCUGUUCUUAAUUAUUUUUCUUUAAUUUUUAGCCAUUUUACACCAUGGUGUCAGCUUGUUCAGUAUGAAAACUAACGAAUAAUGUAUGUACAGAUUUUUACUCCAAGCAUUUUUAAAAUUAUAUGUGUUCCUGUGUUAGUUUUUUUUUUUUCAUUUCUUUUGGAUAAUUGUCCCCCAAUUUGAACAUGUCAAACUACUAUUAAAGUAAGUCUUUAAAAAAUGUGUAAUAUAUGAGUCCCAUGAAGGGAUAAUGAAGCAUCUAAAGCAGCCUCAAAAAUCCUAACAGUUUGAUUUGAUGAAUAUUAUUCAUUUUAGUCUACAAGUAGAUUAGCAAAAAGUACAUUAAAUGCAGUAGUUUAAAUUAGAUACAGUAACACCUUCACUGAAGACAACAUAUUUUCUAUAUUUUUUACAACCAUUAAAUGUAGUAGUUAAGUUGAGUUCACAGUAAGCUGUUUAAUGCUUUUAGACAGUUGCUUUUUGCUGCUUUGCAGAUAUAAUUCACUAAAAACUUUUAGAAUGUAAGUUUUUGAGCUAUUGCAAGCCAUCUUUAGACAUAACAAGUUUACUAUCUGAAUGUUACAUACUUUCUCUACGAGAAUCUAAGAAAUGCUUAAAAAUUAAAUGUCUUCCAUUUGUCUAUAGGAAUCUCUUUUCAUCUUUUUUUGUUAAGUAUUUCUUCCUUCACUUUAAAGCACUGAAAAAAGUACUUACAUCCAAACUAAAUUUUAACUGUUUUAUUUGCUUGUAUUACUAAAAGGAAACUAAAUAUUUAAUUUAUAAAACAAAAAAAAGUUACUGAAGCAUUUAUCACAAAAUUCACAUCAGUAGCCUUUUGAUUCCUAAGUUUUAAUAUUAUCCACUCUGUUUAUUCACAGUAAUAAACUUAAAAACAAUCAUUAAAAUGCCAAGAGUUUAAAGAAUUCCAAAAACAAAAAGCAUCUUUUUGUACAUUGAGUCGUGAUGGUCAAUGGGACAUCUGUUCAAAGAAAAUUGAGAUACGAGCCCAUUCUCUUUUCAGUGUGGCAGAAGUCCAGUUCCAUUUUAUAAUUCUCAGCACACAAUGGUCAUUUAUACUAGAGAGAGUGAAGACUGUGUACUCUUUUUCCCUUUGCUCAGCCUUCCCUUGAGUCUCAGGUAGAGUCCAGUCUUUCUGCUUCAGCAGUGUCUAUGUGUGAGUUUGUGUGUGAGAGAGUUUUGGAGAAAGGACUUCAGCACAAAGAUAGAUUGGAUGGAAAAGAAAUUUUUUUCUUAACCUCCUCAGUUGGUAAUAAAACACUAAUAAUAAUAAUAAUAAUAAUAAUAAUAAUAAUAAUAAUAAUAAUAAUAAAAUAAUGAUAAUUUACCUUAUAAUGUUUGUGAGUUACAUGUUAGUUGAGUUAAGUUUGUGGGUAAAAAGUAAAUCACUGUUAAAAUUUCAUAGAGAAGAGAGAAAAUAACCAAAAUUAAUGACUGGGCUUUGCUAUCAGUUUCAGAGCUCUGUGUCUCAGACUACUCAGUCCUUUUCCUUCCUGUGCCAGAAAAAUGCAUGCUGGGAUUACAAAUGCAGCUAGUUUUGUCAGAUUUCAGGGUAUUUGUCUGGUUUUUUUGUGUUUUUGGGGUGGGUUUUUGGUAACAAACAAUCUUACAGCGGCAAGAUCACUUAAUAUGGGAAGAAUGGUAAACAUAUUACCUGGAUUGAGUCCUGCCAAAUAUGCAGCAUUUAUCUAAAGUGAGACAUAGAAAUUAACAGUUUGUGACUGGGGGUAUACUGAAGUAUGAGAUUACCUCUUGAAGGUAAUGCUAAAGCAUUUGCAAUUUCAUCAAAUAGUACAAAUACUCAUUAUAAUAAAAUAAUCAGUGUGCCAUUGUCUUCUGAUUUGGUCAGCUAUUUCAAAGUCAAAAUUUAGGAUCUAAAGUGACCAUCGAAUAAAAUACAUACACUAUAUAACAUAUACUUUUAUAUCUGUAUAUGUAAUAUGUGGCUAUAUUAACAUGUAUACUUAUAAAUUAAUCAUUGCAAAUCACAAUUUGGAGGCCUGCAACGUGGGCUGGAAGUAAUGUAAUAAAACUAGGUUUCAGUGGGCUGCCUGUUAGAGGACUGCUCCCAGAACAGCUGCACAAACUGUGCUUAUUAUCAGAUUACAAUGGAAUGUAAACUCUAGUACAGAUUUAUUUUUCCAAACUUCCUCAUGAUAACCAUCUCCACAACUUGUCUAAUUUAAUUUAUUCUUUUCAAAUAGGUGAAUGUAUGUUCAUGAAUUUUAAAAACAGCAGAAAAAUUAUUUUUGAAUACAUUCAGGGGAAAGCCAUGAAGUUCAUUUCAUUUUAUGUUCAGAAGUGGAUGUGUAUUUAAUCUUGCCUGAGACAUGAGCUAGACACUAAGUGUGACUUUGCUCCAAAAUAUUUCCAAUAAAUAAUUAUUCUACUACUUUUAGGGACUUAUGAAACAUACUAUAUGGGCUCUACCAUUAUGUGAUUUCCUAAUUAUUUUUUCCUGUAUAAUGCAAACAUGUCGUACUGUUGCUUUCAUGUAAAACCUAAUCUCCAGAGGUCAUUGUAAAUUUGUAUGAGUAUCUGUGCUGGAGGUUUAUCAAAAAAAGUAUUUUGUACUGUUUUCAUCAUCCUCACCUGUGAACCCUUAGAGCGACAUUUUCCUGAGACACUUAAUUUUUUUCUCAUAAUUGUGUUACUUCUAGUGACCAGGAGUAUUUGCUUAAAACUAGGACAUUUGGGAAGGAAGCAGAAUGUAUACUACACAGGGCUAUUUAAUGAUACUAAAUGAUAUUAAAUUUAUAGCCAAUUGGAAUAUGGACACUGAAAGACAGAAUGUUUGCAUUUAGAACAUUACUAUUUUAUAUAAGGAUAAAUGAGUACUUGGCAAAACAUGCUAUUAUCUUGGGGGGUUACUAAAUAAUGGUUUAUAUUAUAAAUGAUUAUUUUAUACUCUGCGUGGUGAAUAUGGUGAAACUACAUUUCCUGCUUUGGAUUUUUUUUUCUUGAUGUAUCUUUCCAUAUUUAUCAUGUGCAGCUCUGUAGUUGACAUAUUAACUUUGCCUAAGGAAAGUGAAUAGAAGCCUGAUUCUCUUACUGAACUCUUGCAGGGAAAGUGCAUCCUACAUUGAUAGUUAGUCAUUUUCAUAACUAGAAAAGUAUUUUUAAAAAAUUCUAUGUUUCGAGCGUUAUGUGUCAAGAAGUAGCCACAGAGAGUAUUAUCAAAGUCAAUUGCAGUUAACCCAAUGACUGGUAAGUUUGGGGGAAAAGAAGUCUAGAUAAAACUUUUUUAAGAAGGAUCUUACCAAGAUUUCAGUGAGAAGUAUUUUAAGGUCUGUUUCAUUUUUUAAAAAAAUGAAUUGUUCAUGACGCUGAAAAUUUUA